AGGGGACCCUCCACCCGCUGAUUUUUCGAGUGCCAAAGGUCCCGACGAGAGUGCUUGAGCGUCGCUCGUAGUCGAAGGAUAUAGUUCGGUGACGUUUGUUUGUGCAGGUAUGUUGUGAUUGGCGGUCAAGUGAUGAUGCGAUGUGAAUGUGCUAUCAACAACGUGCUUUACGUACGAGGACUUUAAGAGUAUUAUGCCGCGGAUGAUAAAUCACAAUGUCUCUCCUGAACACGGGCCGCGAUACUUUAACAAUAUUUUGCAUAUCGAUUAUUCGUAAUAGCCACAAUUUAGUAUUCGACAUUAUGGACCUAAAGUGAAGCCCUGGGAGACAACGGCCUCCUACGACAGACGACGAUGCGUGGAAACGAUAUGCAUGUUGAAGCCUUUAUGCAUAUAUCAAACUCAUCGGGUAGCAGUAUAAACUCGCCGCUCGGUCCUGCUGCGUCGUGCGGCAUGGCGGGCAACCCGUACGCGGUGCCGCUGUACGGCGGAGCGCCCGUGCAGGGCUACGGGUGCGCGCCCACCGACCUGCCGCACUACGGGGACAUGCGCGGCGCUGGCUGGUACCCCGCCUCGAACGACCCCAGGUUUGCCAUUUCCAGGCUAAUGACGUCCACCUCGGGCGGUAUGGGCCACGUCAACAACAUGGGCGGGCUGGCGGCGUGCGCCGGACCCGACGCGAAGCCCAUGCAGUUCCCCCUGGCGCAGAGGAGGAAGAGGCGGGUGCUGUUCACGCAAGCGCAGGUGUACGAGUUAGAACGAAGGUUUAAGCAGCAGAAGUACCUAUCAGCGCCUGAGAGGGAGCAUCUCGCCUCGCUCAUACAUUUAACGCCAACACAGGUUAAAAUAUGGUUUCAAAAUCAUCGCUACAAAUGUAAACGGCAAGCGAAGGAAAAGGCGAUGGCGGAACAAAACCAACACAAUCAGUCCUCAUCAUCGCCCCGGCGAGUGGCAGUGCCCGUCCUGGUGAAGGAUGGGAAACCGUGUGGAUCUGGGGAGUCCUCGUCACCAGCGCACAGCCACUGCGCUACUCCCACAUCGGGAUACUCCGCGCCCCAACCCUCGCAGGCCGCGUGCAGCAACCCCCUAGUGUCCUCGUACCGGCAACCCACGGCGUACCAACAGCAAUGCUCGGGCUAUCUGCCUCUACAGGGCAGGGCCUGGUAGAAGUUCCCACAGCUUUAUCACGAGACAAUGUUCAAGGAGGAGAUGUACUUUGAUUAAUUUAAAAUUUUCGCAAUGAGUAAUUUUUUUCUCUGUGACAUCUGGCAACAUUUUUAUAGUUGGCGUGUGUUGCCGCUAUAUUUAUAGAUACAAAUUUACCUCAAAGAAAAAAAAAACAGUAUAAUAGUCUAUUAGACUUUUUUAUGAUUAAGAAAUAAAACUUUACAAUUUAUGGCAAUAUUGAUUUAGUGUUUCCAUCGACGAAAAUUAUUUUUCCUCUUUAUUUUUUUUUUUUCAUUCUCAUUUAUUUAUUAAUGUUCAUUUCAGUAAUGCGUUUUUUUAUCUCACGUAAGUGCAUAAUGUUUGUGUUUUUGCUUUUUUUACUUAUUAUUAUUAUGCUUCAAGAAGUAUCAUUGAUACCUCAAAUUUGGUAGUAUGUAUUAGUAUUGAAGUCCGAGACAUAAAUCUCAGACCAAAUAUCGACUAUUAAUUUAUUAUUUUAGUUAUGAUAUUAAUAAAUAACUAAGUUCAAUUUAAAUAAAGUUUAUUCUGUAU
Messenger RNA from Galleria mellonella (greater wax moth), 1719 nucleotides. Its product is annotated as homeobox protein Nkx-2.4-like. The record is from RefSeq and is a predicted model, not a curated record. Gene Ontology annotation, biological process: regulation of transcription by RNA polymerase II; cell differentiation. NCBI's taxonomy places the organism in Eukaryota, Metazoa, Arthropoda, Insecta, Lepidoptera, Pyralidae. The coding region runs from base 355 to 1167 and encodes 270 amino acids. The transcript has 6 exons. Gene Ontology annotation, molecular function: RNA polymerase II cis-regulatory region sequence-specific DNA binding; DNA-binding transcription factor activity, RNA polymerase II-specific. Gene Ontology annotation, cellular component: nucleus.